Molecule: messenger RNA, 2638 nt
Organism: Dromiciops gliroides (monito del monte)
Lineage: Eukaryota; Metazoa; Chordata; Mammalia; Microbiotheria; Microbiotheriidae
Gene: TINAGL1
Product: tubulointerstitial nephritis antigen like 1
Exons: 12
Coding region: 138-1538 (466 amino acids)
Biological process (GO): proteolysis
Cellular component (GO): lysosome
Molecular function (GO): cysteine-type peptidase activity
Source: RefSeq, a predicted model, not a curated record
UGCCUCGGAGGCAGCAGGUGGGAGGACAAGGCAUUAGAGGCCAACGAGGGGACUGGACUAAUGACCUUUGAAGAACCAUUUCAGCUGAAAAGUUAGGCGAGCCUGUGACUGCUGGCCCUCAGUGGGCUCUGGGCACUAUGUGGCUGAACUCCCUCUUGGCUGCCCUGCUGCUGGCAGGCCCAGAAACCUUGUGUGCCCGGAGUGGCCGAAGUCGCCGGGAGUUGGCACCGGGCUUACACUCCAGGGGCAUCCGGGAUGCAGGUGGCUCCUACUGCCAGGCACGAGACCUCUGCUGCACAGGCCGGGAGGAUGACUGUACCAUGCCUUACCUGGGCACCCUCUGCUACUGCGACCUCUUCUGUAACCGGACUGUCUCAGACUGUUGCCCUGACUUCUGGGACUUCUGCCUGGGGGUCCCACCCCCUUUCCCUCUCAUCCAAGGGUGUAUGUAUCAGGGACGAGUAUACCCAACCCUUGGGACCUACCAAGACAAUUGUAACCGAUGCACCUGUAAGGAGGAUGGGGAGUGGGAGUGUGACCAGGAGCCCUGCCUGGUGAACCCGGAUCUGAUCAAUGCCAUCAACCUUGGCAACUACGGGUGGACAGCUGGGAACCACAGUGCCUUCUGGGGGAUGACUCUCGAUGAGGGGAUCCGCUACCGCCUGGGCACAGUCCGCCCCACCUCUUCCGUCAUGAACAUGAAUGAGAUACAAAUGGUCGGGUCACCAGGUGACACUCUUCCCUCAACCUUCAAUGCCUCUGAUAAGUGGCCUGGCCUGAUCCAUGAGCCCCUGGACCAGGGGAACUGUGCAGGUUCCUGGGCAUUCUCCACAGCAGCGGUGGCCUCCGAUCGCAUCUCCAUCCACUCCAUGGGUCAUAUGACCCCAGCCCUGUCCCCUCAGAACCUGCUGUCUUGUGACACCCACAAUCAGCAGGGUUGCCGCGGUGGGCGGCUUGAUGGGGCCUGGUGGUUCCUGCGUCGCCGUGGGCUGGUGUCCAAUCACUGCUACCCCUUCUCUGCGGGCGAUCAGGACGGGGCAGCUCCUGCAGCCCCGUGCAUGAUGCACAGUCGUCACAUGGGCCGGGGCAAACGCCAGGCCACUGCCCACUGCCCCAACAGCCGGGUCCACACUAACCACAUCUACCAGGCUACACCUCCUUAUCGCCUCUCCUCCCAUGAGGAAGACAUUAUGAAGGAGCUGAUGGAGAAUGGGCCUGUCCAAGCCCUCAUGGAAGUGCAUGAAGAUUUCUUUUUAUACAAGAGUGGCAUCUAUAAGCACACGCCGACCAGUCUGGGGAAGCCUGAGCGUUACCGCCAACAUGGGACUCACUCUGUCAAGAUCACGGGGUGGGGAGAGGAAAUUCAGCCCGAUGGACAGAAACUGAAAUACUGGACGGCAGCCAACUCAUGGGGCCCAACCUGGGGAGAGAAUGGAUACUUCCGAAUCGUCCGAGGGGCCAACGAGUGUGAUAUCGAGAGCUUUGUGGUGGGCGUGUGGGGUAGAGUUGGCAUGGAAGACAUGGGUCCGCACCACUGAGCCCCCCAGCCUUGGCCUUCCUGGAGCCCUCCGGGUCCUUCUCCUGGAUGAGGAUUUGGGCACCCUCCAAGAACUGCCUACCACCCAUCACCUGCUGCCCAGAUCCGGAGCCAUGGCCUACUGGUGCUAAGGAGUUUGUUCGAGUUGGGGUUCCGAUCCCACAGACUGCAGAGCUCCCGAUCCCUGCCCCUUCCCUGGCCAAAGGGAGGGGGAUCCAACCUGCUGAAACAGCAGUUCCCUUGAAGGCCCUCCACCCCCUCCCUCCUCCCCAAAUCCUGCCUUUCAACCUCAACGAAGCGUGAGUUGUCCCUAAUCCCUGCCUGCUGAUGCUGCAGUCCCAGGAGAAUAGGGCACGGGGUAAGGAAGUCAGAGGGGGACAGGAGGGCUUCUCAGAGGCCCCAGCACCUCCUCCCACUUCCUCUUUCCCAGGGACAUAAAGCAGAGGCUGCAGACCUGAUCCCCCCAGCCUCCUCUCUCAGGUCCCCUCACCCCUGCACCAGCCUCUCUCUCCUCUCAUUUUUUCCACUGCCCAGGAAGCCUGAAGAGCCAGGGCAAGCUUGGUGAGUGUCCAUGGGCGCUCUGGGGAGCCCCGGAGAGCACCCAGCUGGGCUUCCCCCAGCAGGAGAGGAGCCUGGGCUCCGGCCUGGGAUUCCUCCUCAGCCCCCUGCCUAGGCUGAUAUACCACUCUCCCUUUUCUCUUUCCUGUACUUUCAGCCUUGGAGAAUAUUUAUUUUGCUUAUUGACGGUUGUAAAUAAACCUGAUUCACACACAGCCUGCCUCCUGUGCUAGGCAGCACCUGGCUGGCCUGUUGCCUGCAGGGCCUUGGGCUCCAGUUCUCUGCCCAGGGUGUGUGGAAGGAGGGACCCACAAAACCCAACCACCUUACAGAGGACGGGUCAGACAGAAAUUCACUUCAUUCAACAUUUAUUUUAUUAAGCAACUCCUGUGCAGAGGAGGACCGCCCCAACCUCAAGGCAGGAGAAAAAGGAAUACACUCAGGGCAGCUAGGUGGCGCAGUGGAUAGAGCACUGACCCUGGAUUCAGGAGGACCUGAGUUCAAAUCCAGCCUCAGACACUUGAGACUUACUAGCUGUGUGAC